GUGAAUGGAGAUUAAUAUUUUAGACUAUUAUCGUUAUUAAUUAAUCAAAAAUUUUAUUGUAUUCUAGUGUUAAAAAAAGUAUUUUAAGUGUUUGGAACUAUUUGUAAUAUCUAGUUUAUAUAUCGUAGAUCUAAGAAUAUAUAUAGUUUUUAAAAUAUAAAAUAUAUUAUAAAAACUGAUCACCAUGGUAAGCUGUAUUGCUUGUGGCAUUUCCCACAAAAAGAGAAAUGAGAUAACAUCUUUUCAUCGGUUUCCCAAGAAUGAAGCUCAAAGGAGAAUGUGGGUUAAUUUUGUUGGAAAAACGGAGAUCAAAAAAUUUUCAUAUUUAUGCUCAAAUCAUUUUACAGAGGAGGAUUUUGACAUGUCAUCUUCAAAAUCAAAGUUGAAGCCUGGUGCCAUUCCUAGUAAAAUUAUUGUUAGACAAAGAUAUAUUAGAAGCAUUAGAAGUAAAAUGAAUAAAAGUGGAAAACGACGUAGUGGACACAUAUAUGCCGUUAAAAAUUCAUUAGACCACACUUACUGUGCAUUUACAGUAAAGGAAAAGUUUGAACAUGACAAACAUCUAAUCAAAGGUCCAAAUAAAUGUGAGAAUACCACCAAUAUGCAGGAAAAUGAAACGUCUGAUAAAGAAAACACUUCAAUCAGUAUUACAAAAGAACAAUUGGAGCAAAGGUGCCGAACUUGCUUUAUUAGAAAUGGAACAAUUAAUGUAUUUACUAAACACCACGGUGGAAUCUUAUUCUGUGAUUUAUUGAAAAAAUUGUCUUUAGCUGAGAUUCAUCAGUUGGAUGGUUUACCACAAAAAAUUUGCGGUUAUUGCUCAAGCUUUAUUAUAAAUGUAUUCGCGUUUAAAAAGGAGAUCGUUAAAUCUUUCAUAAAACUUAAGGCGGCCCGUCGACAGUUAGAUAAUCAAAAUAUACCGGAAUCUCAAUGUGAUGGAAGCGGUAAAUCCAAAGUAUCGAGUAAUAUACAUAAAGUCGUGGAAAACUUCAAAAUACAAGUUUAUGUAGAGGAUGAGGAAGACAAUGAAAGUAAGAAUGAAAUAAUCCAACAAAUUGUUGUAGCACCGAAUCAAGAUAAUAAUAAAAAUAAAAAUAUUAACAAAGACAGUGAAAGUACUAGGAGUGUCUUAAAAGAUAGUCAUUUUGACGGGCCCAAUGCAGAUUCUGGAAGUCAUAAUAAUUUCAGGAGCCUUUUAAAUAAUGUCGGCAAUAUACGGCGAAAAUAUUUGAGAACACGAAAACUUUUAAUGUCACAAAUUUUAAAACGAAUUAAUACUAGUACUAGUGUUCUUUUAGAUCAUAAUUAUAUAAAAAGUGUUGAUCGAAAGAAUUGCAUCACAAAUAAAAAGCGUGGAAAAGAAAAAAAGAAGGUAAAGCUUUGUCCGUGUUCUAAAAAAGGACAAAAGUUUAGAAUAAACAAGUUUUUAAACCGGCAGAUAUGUUUUGAUAAAUAUUCUCAUUGUGAUAAAUACACGUGUACAUAUUGUCAGAGCAAAAAUUCAUUAUGGUUAAAACAUGGGGCCCACAAUAGGGGCAAACAUCGAAACAAACAUUUUUAUACAUAAAACAUUCUGGUGAAAUACUUCUGUGUAAAACAUGUCGGAAGUUUUUUUAAUGGGAAUAUUUAAUCAGUUUUUACUGAUUUAUUAUUCUGAGUAUGAGAAUAGUUAGUUUUCCUCAUAUACAGUAAGCGCCACGCUAGUAGACACACGGGUACCUAAUCUCUAGACGUAUUUGAUGUACUGGGCUAAUCUGGCCGGUUCUCACAUGUGACUCUUAGCCGUUGCUCACAGAUGGCGGAGCAUGGUGUUUAAUUUGUAACUGAUUUCUGCUGUGAAGCACGUGGGAAGCGAAACUAUAUUGUUUUUCCG
This is a messenger RNA of Diabrotica balteata, 1873 nucleotides long. The record is from the annotation of a GenBank genome assembly. Lineage: Eukaryota; Metazoa; Arthropoda; Insecta; Coleoptera; Chrysomelidae.